Sarcophilus harrisii (Tasmanian devil) is the source of this 4357-nucleotide messenger RNA. RefSeq names its product phosphorylase kinase regulatory subunit beta (gene PHKB). The transcript has 32 exons. Lineage: Eukaryota; Metazoa; Chordata; Mammalia; Dasyuromorphia; Dasyuridae. The record is from RefSeq and is a predicted model, not a curated record. Gene Ontology annotation, cellular component: phosphorylase kinase complex. Gene Ontology annotation, biological process: glycogen metabolic process. Gene Ontology annotation, molecular function: calmodulin binding. The coding region runs from base 1097 to 4357 and encodes 1086 amino acids.
GCCAUGACAGGGGAGAAGGGGCUCAUGGCUGACGUCAGCUGGAAGGUCCUAGAGCGGAGGGCCCGCUCCAAGCGUUCAGGGGAAUGAACUCUACUUGAACACAUUUAUUUGCAACAGUUCUUUCUCUAAGCAUAGUAUUUUCCCUUUCUCCACUCUUCUACUUCUUCUAAAAUGCAUGCUAUAAGAGUUUAACCGAAAAUUCCAGGUAGUUCACAAAAUGUAUUAAGGAUAUACUUCCUGAAUUCAGAACCUCCUUUUUCAGAUAUUGAACUGGUAUUAGCAGUAAUUAUUAAUAUCUAGUCAAUUAAAUAUUCAGAAUAAGUUAAUAGUAAGUGUCUACAAUUUUAGUCAUAUUGUAUAACAAUAAAAAUCAGAACCACAUUCAACUUUAUAUUAUCCCUAAAGUACUAAUCAUUUUAAAAUGUCAAAUCCCUUUAGUUCUAUAUGCUGUUUGCUGAAUAAAGUACUCUGGUGAAACAUUUAUUUGUUACAUUUUUACACAAAGUUUAUUUUUGUUACUUUUAAAAAAACCAAACACUACCAUACAAAGAAUUUGGCUUAAAAUAUGGACUAACCUUAACCUUAUAUAGAAUAAGUCAUAAUAAAACAAUCAUUGUUACAUAAUAGAAUAACAAACUCCACUGCACAUAUAGCAGUUAAUAAAUAAGUGAUUGUGUAAGUCUAGACCAAAAGUAAUUUUUGCAUGUGUGUCACAGAACUUUUUGUUAAUCUAAUGAAACCUAUAGUUUCUAAUGCAGAAAAUAAAAUAUAUAGGUUACAAAGGAAACCACUUAUAGUGGAAUGUAGUUAUUAAAAUAUAUAUUUUUUUAAAUUUCUCAAGCCCCAGACUAAGAACUCCUGCUUAAAUUCACCUGUAUAACUGAAAUGAAAGUAAUUUAUUUAUAUAAGGAAAAAGCAAAUUUGAGGGGGAAAUGAAGUAAGCCUAAAUUAUUCUGUUGCGUACUGUAUCUUAUUAAUAGCUACUAAUAUUGCUUUUAUUUAAUUUAAUACUGAUUGCAUCUAACCUUUACUAAACCACUUUGAAAAUUGCUGUAGUUUAGCCUGCAACAUAAAUGAUUAGAGGGAACGGUUUGAAAUGGACACUUCAGAAGAUCCAACAACCACCUCUGCCUGUGUUUUCUUAAGGUCUGGCUCAGUUUAUGAACCUCUUAAAAGUAUUAAUCUUCCAAGACCUGACAAUGAAACUCUGUGGGAUAAAUUGGAUCAUUAUUACAGAAUUGUCAAAUCAACGGUGCUGCUAUAUCAAAGUCCAACUACUGGUCUCUUCCCCACAAAAACUUGUGCUGAUGACCACAAGGCCAAAGUUCAAGACAGCCUUUACUGUGCUGCCAGUGCCUGGGCAUUAGCACUUGCAUAUAGGCGCAUUGAUGAUGACAAGGGAAGGACCCAUGAGCUGGAGCAUUCAGCUAUAAAAUGUAUGAGAGGAAUUCUCUACUGCUACAUGCGCCAGGCUGAUAAGGUUCAGCAAUUUAAACAAGAUCCCCGCCCAACAACAUGCCUCCAUUCUAUUUUCAAUGUACAUACAGGAGAUGAAGUCUUUUCCUAUGAGGAAUAUGGUCAUCUUCAGAUAAAUGCUGUGUCCCUAUAUCUUCUUUACCUUGUGGAAAUGAUUUCCUCAGGACUUCAGAUUAUCUACAACACUGAUGAGGUAGCAUUCAUUCAAAACCUGGUAUUUUGUGUAGAAAGAGUUUACCGUGUACCUGACUUUGGUAUCUGGGAAAGAGGAAGCAAAUACAAUAAUGGCAGCACAGAGCUACAUUCCAGCUCUGUGGGCUUAGCAAAAGCAGUUCUAGAAGCAAUUAAUGGAUUCAACCUCUUUGGCAACCAGGGAUGUUCUUGGUCUGUUAUAUUUGUGGAUCUUGAUGCCCAUAAUCGAAACAGACAGACUUUGUGUUCACUGCUUCCGAGAGAAUCCAGAUCUCAUAAUACCGAUGCUGCACUUCUCCCCUGCAUUAGUUAUCCUGCUUUUGCCCUCGAUGAUGAUGCUCUGUUCAGUCAAACACUUGACAAAAUUGUUAGAAAAUUAAAAGGAAAGUAUGGAUUCAAGCGUUUCUUGAGGGAUGGAUACAGAACUUCACUAGAAGAUCCAAACCGACGCUAUUAUAAGCCAGCUGAAAUUAAGCUCUUUGAUGGCAUUGAAUGUGAAUUUCCCAUUUUUUUCCUUUACAUGAUGAUUGAUGGAGUUUUUAGAGGAAAUCCUUCACAAGUAAAGGAAUACCAGGAUCUUCUCACUCCAGUCCUACAUCAGACAACAGAAGGAUAUCCUGUUGUACCAAAGUAUUAUUAUGUGCCAGCUGACUUUGUGGAAUCUGAGAAGAAAAAUCCUGGUAGUCAGAAGAGAUUUCCUAGUAACUGUGGGCGUGAUGGAAAAUUUUUCCUGUGGGGACAAGCUCUUUAUGUCAUUGCAAAACUUCUAGCUGAUGACUUAAUAAGUCCCAAAGACAUUGACCCAAUCCAUAGGUACAUCCCUCUACAGGAUCAGCGGAAUGUUAGCAUGAGAUUCUCUAAUCAGGGUCCAUUAGAAAAUGACUUAGUGGUUCAUGUAGCCCUGGUUGCAGAAAGUCAACGCCUACAAGUUUUUCUCAAUACAUAUGGUAUCCAAACACAGACUCCACAGCAGGUUGAGCCUAUUCAGAUAUGGCCUCAACAGGAACUUGUGAAGGCUUAUUUCCAUCUGGGAAUCAAUGAAAAAUUAGGACUAUCUGGAAGACCCGACAGGCCAAUUGGCUGCCUUGGCACUUCAAAGAUCUAUCGAAUCCUGGGAAAGACUGUGGUUUGUUAUCCCAUCAUCUUUGAUCUCAGUGAUUUUUACAUGUCUCAGGAUGUGUUAUUGCUGAUUGAUGAUAUUAAGAAUGCUUUGCAGUUUAUUAAACAAUAUUGGAAGAUGCAUGGCCGUCCACUGUUCCUUGUUCUCAUUCGGGAGGACAACAUAAGAGGCAGCCGGUUCAACCCCAUAUUAGAUAUGCUGGCAUCCUUUAAAAAAGGAAUGGUUGGAGGAGUGAAGGUUCAUGUUGAUCGACUACAGACAUUGAUAUCAGGAGCUGUUGUUGAACAACUUGACUUCCUAAGAAUCAGUGACACAGAAGAGCUUCCAGAAUUUAAGAGUUUUGAAGAGCUAGAACUCCCCAAGCAUUCUAAAGUCAAAAGACAAGCCAGUACUCCCAGUGCUCCUGAACUGGAACAGGAGCCAGACAUAUCAGUUGUGGAGUGGAAAAACAAAACAACCCAUGAAAUUCUUCAAAAAUUAAAUGACUGCAGUUGUCUGGCAAGCCAAGCCAUCUUAUUAGGUAUCCUGCUUAAAAGAGAAGGUCCUAAUUUCAUCACUAAGGAAGGUACUGUUUCUGAUCAUAUGGAGAGAGUCUAUAGAAGAGCUGGCAGCAAAAAACUUUGGUCGGUUGUGCGCUGCGCAGCGAGUCUUUUAAAUAAAGUAGUGGACAGCCUUGCUCCUUCAAUUACUAAUGUGUUAGUUCAGGGCAAACAGGUAACUCUGGGGGCUUUUGGGCACGAAGAAGAGGUGAUUUCUAAUCCUUUGUCUCCAGGAGUGAUUAAGAAUAUCAUCUAUUACAAGUGUAAUACACAUGAUGAAAGGGAAGCUGUUAUUCAGCAGGAACUUGUCAUUCAUAUUGGCUGGAUCAUAUCUAAUAAUCCUGAACUAUUCAGUGGCAUGCUGAAAAUACGAAUUGGGUGGAUUAUCCAUGCUAUGAAGUAUGAGCUACAGAUUCGUGGGGGGGACAUGCCGGCCUUGGACUUAUACCAACUGUCACCUAGUGAAGUUAAACAACUUCUCUUAGAUAUUCUCCAGCCUCAGCAGAAUGGAAGAUGUUGGCUGAACAGGCGUCAAAUUGAUGGAUCCUUAAAUAGAACACCCAUGGGCUUCUAUGACAGGGUGUGGCAGAUCCUAGAGAGAACACCCAAUGGUAUCAUUGUAGCUGGAAAGCAUUUGCCUCAGCAACCAACCCUGUCAGAUAUGACGAUGUAUGAAAUGAAUUUUUCCCUCUUGGUUGAAGACAUAUUGGGAAAUAUUGACCAGCCUGAAUACAGACAGAUCAUUGUAGAGCUAUUAAUGGUUGUAUCAAUUGUACUGGAAAGAAACCCUGAGCUAGAAUUUCAAGAUAAAGUGGAUCUGGAUAAACUAGUUAAAGAAGCAUUUAAUGAUUUUCAGAAAGACCAGAGCAUACUAAAGGAAGCUGAAAAACAGGAUGAUAUGACUUCCUUUUACAACACUCCACCAUUGGGGAAAAGAGGAACAUGCAGUUACUUGACAAAAGUUGUGAUGAGCCUGUUGCUGGAAGGAGAAGUCAAGCCAAGUAGUGAUGACCCCUGUAUAGUUAGCUAA